AGUUACCGCGGACGAGGAGGCGAGUCGGGUGGGAAAUGAGUGGAGGGAGGAAAGCUCUUAUCUCGGCGUAAAAUUAGACAUUACCACAAUGAAUCUUGUUUUGUUUUUAUUAAAGUCGCUAUCUUGUCUUUUUUGAGCGUUGACCGUACAGCUCCGGAGGAACGUUGGUGACAUUGGAGGAUUUGCAAGGCGUUUUAACACCGAUUUUACUUGCGUCGGAACAUUGCCCGACACACAGAUAACGGUUCAUUUUUUUUCCGCAGCCAAUAUGCCGCGGGACAACAAAACUCCUCUUAUCCAGAAAAUAGCAAAGCAAGCCUACAUCACAUUUAAAUGCUUAAAAUCUUCGGCCAACGGGGAUAAUAAACUCGUUACGGACCAACAUAAUGAACUAAUCUCCUUAAUGACCGCGGUCAGGGCUGCUGACCUGAAAAUUGCUCCCCGGAAAACCAAACGGAGCUCCGGGGCAGCGGGGCUCCACAACCCCCCGGUCACCUACAUGCACAUCUGCGAGACGGAGGUGUUCAGCAUGGGGGUGUUCCUGCUGAGGACCGGCGCCUCCAUACCGCUGCACGACCACCCGGGCAUGAACGGGAUGCUGAAGGUUCUCUACGGGAAGGUGAGCGUCCGCUGUUUUGACAAGCUGGAGGAUACCCUGACAGUCAGCACCGUCCCACCUGAUUUUGAGCCUGCGUUGGCUCCGUCCCAGAUGGCCUCCCAGUGGCGCUCCGUGCUCCGCUCCGUCGUUGAGUACUCGGAGAACAGCGGACCGUGCCUUCUUACUCCUCUGCGGGAUAACCUCCACCAGAUCGACACAGUGGAGGGGCCGGCUGCUUUCCUGGAUAUCCUGGCACCUCCGUACAAUCCAGAUGACGGGCGGGACUGUCACUAUUACAAAGUCCUGCAGACUGUGGCAGAGGGGGAAACGGAUGAAAAGAGCAACGAGGAGCAGCAGGGAGAGGAGAAGGAGAAAGAAGACGUGGCAUGGCUGCUAGAAAUCCCUCAGCCAGAGGACUUCUGGUGUGGUGGGGAACCCUACCCAGGCCCUGCAGUUUCCUUUUGAAUGAAGCCUCUGAUCAGAGGAACUAUUCUGCCAUAUAUGACAAUGAUAAAAUAGUCAUAUCCUUCCAUCCACAAGGGGAGACUUAGUUUUUUUCAUUAUUACCUGGGACUCAAAGUGAUUGGUUGCCUUGCUCAGGGAUGCUACAGCAGGGCAGAGGCUUAUAGAAACAGGGACUUCAACUCUGACACCCUACAGAGAAUAGGGACCAAUGAACUGCCUUCCACAAAUUGACAAUAAUCUUGUCAGUACUGAGAAAAGAGUUGACACAAGGAAUUUGCAUUCCUAAUAUGGUAUAUUUUCUUUGGACCAUUUUGUUGCCUUGUACACACAUGAAUGUCUUUAGCCAAAUGUUCUGUAAAUGGCGAGGUGUAGCUUUCCAAACCUGUGAGGCUUGGAAAGCCUUUUACACAUUUUUUCACUCUGCUACAGAAGACUUUCACAUCGUGAUGUGUCUUAAUGCCAAAAUCUGAGGCUCAACACUGACCUGCCUUAUUUGUGAAGAUAGAAUGUAUACUUAUUAAGAGUGCCAUUUGUAUUGUACACACUCAUUUCUAUUUCCAAAGUGCACACACUACAUUAUAUAGUCUACUUUAAUUGUAUUUUGUGUUUAACUUAUUCCAGAUAACAUGGUUCCUACACAGCUCUGGUCAGUUAAGGGACAUUAAGAUGAUGUUGAGCUACUUCUACAUAUUCUGGGAUGUAUUAUACUGUCAUUUCACCUACUUUAACUUGAUCCAGAGUGGUAUGGCUUAUAUAAUGCAUCAUAUUUAAGACUGACCAAAGUCUUCAAACCCAGUCCAAAAGAGUCUAUAAAAAUAUAUUUUAAAAUGAUAGUUGUGAUAGAAAACUUAAACAUGUUAUAAAGCCAACACACUUACACUUUCUUUACUACCUUUUACAUGUAGCUUUAAAAACCUUAUAUCAUUCUAAUCUGUAUGUUACAUUACUUUAGCUUAUAUUUUUGCAGCUAAACAGCUCCUUUGGCCUAUGUUAAGACACACAGGUCUAUGUUCCAGUUUGACUCUAGCUGCAUUUCGACACAAGGUUCUUGGGUCUUUUACGUUCCUGCGGUCGAAACACGGCUAAUGAUUCCGUUACUGUGAUGUUGAAUGUAUGUGGGACAAUAAAAUAGAUGGGAAUAAUCAUGGAACAUCUA
This is a messenger RNA of Sander lucioperca (pikeperch), 2219 nucleotides long. RefSeq names its product 2-aminoethanethiol (cysteamine) dioxygenase a (gene adoa). NCBI's taxonomy places the organism in Eukaryota, Metazoa, Chordata, Actinopteri, Perciformes, Percidae. Gene Ontology annotation, molecular function: oxidoreductase activity, acting on single donors with incorporation of molecular oxygen, incorporation of two atoms of oxygen. Bases 269 to 1063 code for a protein of 264 amino acids. The transcript is spliced from 2 exons. Gene Ontology annotation, cellular component: mitochondrion. The record is from RefSeq and is a predicted model, not a curated record.